AUGGCUCAGCUGCCCAAUGGCUCCUGGCACAACGACUCAGCCCUGAUCUUCACGGGCCUGGACCUGCUGCUGGAGCUGAAGCCGCUCUUCAUCCCGCUCUACGCCACGCUGGUGGUGGUGGCGUGCAUCGGGAACCUCUUCCUCAUCCUCCUCAUCGCCCUCACCAAGAAGCUGCACUGCACCACCAACUUCCUGAUCGGGAACCUGGCGGUGGCCGACUUCAUCAUGUGCCUGGCCUGCGUCCCCCUCACCGUGUCCUACGCCUUCGAGGAGCGGGGCUGGCUCUUCGGCAUGUUCAUGUGCCACUUUGUCACCCUGCUGCAGGCCGCCACCGUCUUCGUGUCGGUGCUGUCCCUCACGGCCAUCGCCAUCGACCGCUACGUGGUGGUGGCGUACCCGAUCCGCAGGCGGAUCGGCCGCAGGGCUUGCCUCGGCCUGGUGGCCGGCAUCUGGCUGCUCUCCAUCGCCGCCUCCGUGCCCACCUCGCUGCACACCCACUACUUGGACCUCAACGCCAUCGGCCACGACAUGAUCAUCUGCGAGGAGUUCUGGAAGCACGAGGAGAGGGAGCGGCUGCUGUACUCGUGCCUGAUGCUGCUGCUCUCCUACAUGCUCCCGCUGCUGGCCGUGUCCGUCUCCUUCUGCGCCAUCACCCACCACCUGCGCAGGAGGAACGUGCCGGGCGCCGCCUAUCACUGCCGGGACAAGUGGACCAGGACCAAGCACAAGACCUUCCGGGUGCUCACCGUCUCCGUGGUCUGCUUUGCUGUCUGCUGGCUGCCUCUGCAGGUGGUCAACUUCAUCCGGGACAUCGACGAGGAGUUCACCAUCCUGGACAAGAGGUACGUCAACGUCAUCCAGGUCUCGUGCCACCUGAUCGCCAUGAGCUCUGCCUGCUACAACCCCUUCAUCUACGCCUCCCUCCACGACAAGUUCUGGUUCCACCUCAGCAGCUACUUCUACCGCAAGAAGCAGAGCUCCAGGAGCACGUCCUGCAAGGCUUCCCGCUUCAACACCUGCUCCACCCUGGCAGAUGCUCCCACCGGGGCCUCGGACAAGAUAGCUUUGCAGUCCAGGUUACCUUAG
Molecule: messenger RNA, 1086 nt
Organism: Haemorhous mexicanus (house finch)
Lineage: Eukaryota; Metazoa; Chordata; Aves; Passeriformes; Fringillidae
Product: prolactin-releasing peptide receptor-like
Exons: 1
Coding region: 1-1086 (361 amino acids)
Biological process (GO): G protein-coupled receptor signaling pathway
Cellular component (GO): neuron projection; plasma membrane
Molecular function (GO): neuropeptide binding; neuropeptide Y receptor activity
Source: RefSeq, a predicted model, not a curated record